GAACUGUUUUUGAGGGUGAAUUUCGUGAUGGCAAAUUUCACGGACACGGAACCAUGUCUUUUCCUUGCGGACAAAGCAUAGAUGGGGUUUGGAUAAAUGGUCAAUUGAAAAUGAAGCGGUACAAGUUCAAGGACGGUUUAGUGUUCGAUGAAGAUAAUUGGAAGUUUUGCCAAUUUCCUGACAGACGAUUUUAUCCAUGUAUCACAAGUUACCUGAGACCUGCACGGGAAACGUUAGAAACUAAUUUUCAUCCACCAAAAAUAAUUCCUAUUCAUUGUUACGAUACUGGUAACGGUGUUUACUAUCCGGAUACUCAUUGUAUCAUGUCUUAUGAUUCAAAAAAGAUAAUCGAAAUACCAACAAAAACGAAAGCUGAAUGGAUUAUAAACAAUUGUCGAAAAGGAUUCGACGAACCUACAGGUUAUCAACCAUGGUUACACGAAAAUUGGUCGACAAAAAUUCAUGAGGAUUUAAAUAUAACAUAUUGUUUACCCUUAUCAAACGAUUCACCGCAACAUUGGUGGAAAAGAUUAUCAACCUUCAAGAAAGAUACCAGCAUAUAUCGGAAGGAUGACGACUUCGUUUGCAAAAAUUGUUAUCUAAAUCAACGAGAAAAAAAGGAAAAUGAAAAUACCGAGGAAAAGGAUUAUUAGUAUUAAAAUAUAUACGUUAC
Messenger RNA from Polistes dominula (European paper wasp), 673 nucleotides. Its product is annotated as MORN repeat-containing protein 5. The record is from RefSeq and is a predicted model, not a curated record. NCBI's taxonomy places the organism in Eukaryota, Metazoa, Arthropoda, Insecta, Hymenoptera, Vespidae.